Lates calcarifer (barramundi perch) is the source of this 8545-nucleotide messenger RNA. RefSeq names its product A-Raf proto-oncogene, serine/threonine kinase (gene araf). The transcript has 16 exons. The coding region runs from base 233 to 2062 and encodes 609 amino acids. Gene Ontology annotation, molecular function: ATP binding; protein kinase activity. Gene Ontology annotation, biological process: protein phosphorylation; signal transduction. Gene Ontology annotation, cellular component: cytosol; mitochondrion. The record is from RefSeq and is a predicted model, not a curated record. Lineage: Eukaryota; Metazoa; Chordata; Actinopteri; Centropomidae.
UGAAAGAGCACAGCUACGAGAAUUAACCAAUGAAGACGGAGCAUUUCGGAGGUUUUCCGCUUUCCCCGAAGUUCUUGACAGAUCCGACUUCAGAUUGAGAGAAUUCAAGAUGGCUGCUACAGGUUCUAAGUAAAGAGCCAACUCACCUUGACCUCACUGUGUAUGAAGCUGUCCUUGGGUGGCAGUGUUGCAGUGCAAGUACCACAUUCCUCAGCUCCACUUCCCUCUCAUCAUGUCCUCCACCUCUUCCUCCUACUCCUCCUCAGGGGAGACUAGUCCGGAGGAUGUACCCCGAGGUGGGGGCACCAUCCGCGUCUACCUCCCCAACAAACAGAGGACAGUGGUGAAUGUUCGCCAAGGACAGACUGUGCACGAGAGUCUAGAUAAAGCGCUCAAAGUGAGAGGCCUAAGCCAAGACUGCUGUGCUGUAUUCCGCCUUCUAGAAGGUCGUAAGAGACUGACAGACUGGGACACCAACAUCACUCCUCUGGUUGGAGAAGAGCUUUUAGUUGAGGUCCUGGAUGAUAUUCCUCUCACCAUGCACAACUUUGUACGGAAAACCUUCUUCAAGCUAGCUUACUGUGAUUUUUGCCACAAGUUUCUUUUUAAUGGCUUCAGAUGUCAAACAUGCGGCUACAAAUUUCACCAGCACUGUAGUAGCAAGGUCCCUACUGUGUGCGUGGAUAUGGAUACUGUGAGCAAACGGUGUGAUCCUAAUCCUUGCACAGAUGAGUACCCACAGAUACUAUUGCCAGAAAAUUCCCCAUCACAGAGCAACCUAGCCUUAACCCCAGAGCCUGCUGGGAUGGACCUCUUGUCCCCAACCUCUGCCUUUCGGUUCCCCAUGCCUGGUGGAGAUGGCCAGUCUCUACAGAGGCAUCGCUCCACCUCCACUCCCAAUGUUCACAUGGUCAGCACAGUGGGCCCUGUUGGUGCCAGCAUCAUAGAGGAAGCACUGAAAUUCAACAACAUGAUGGGUCCUGAGCCCUCACCAAAGCCUUCCACCAGCCCACCUUCUUCUCUCGGCUCUCCAGGUAGGAGACCACCAAAGUCCCCUUCAGAGCACAAGGAACGCAAGCCCUCCUCAUCUGAUGACAAAAAGAAAGUGCACCGAGGGGGCUACAGAGACUCAAGUUACUAUUGGGAGGUUCACUCUCGAGAAGUUACCAUCCAGAAGAGAAUAGGUGCUGGCUCCUUUGGAACAGUCUUUAAAGGGAAGUGGCAUGGGGAUGUGGCAAUCAAGAUCCUUAAAGUCACCGAGCCGACGCCUGAGCAGUUACAAGCCUUCAAAAAUGAAAUGCAGGUGUUACGAAAGACCCGCCACGUCAACAUCCUGCUAUUCAUGGGCUACAUGACUAAGCCCAAUUUUGCCAUCAUCACACAGUGGUGUGAAGGCAGCAGCCUGUACCGCCAUCUGCAUGUCACAGAAACCAAGUUUGACACUAUGCGGCGCAUAGAUGUGGCCAGACAGACAGCACAGGGCAUGGAUUAUCUUCAUGCAAAGAACAUAAUUCAUCGAGAUCUGAAAUCAAACAAUAUUUUUCUCCAUGAGGGCUGGACUGUUAAGAUCGGUGAUUUUGGCUUGGCCACAGUGAAGUCUCGGUGGAGUGGCUCUCAACAGGUGGAACAGCCCAGUGGAUCCAUUCUCUGGAUGGCUCCAGAGGUAAUCCGGAUGCAGGACACCAACCCAUACACAUUCCAGUCUGAUGUCUAUGGCUACGGAGUAGUGCUGUUUGAGCUGAUGUCAGGGACCUUGCCUUACUCCAAUAUCAACAACAGAGACCAGAUAAUCUUUAUGGUUGGACGCGGUUACUUGUCUCCAGACCUCAGUAAGCUGUAUAGUACCUCACCGAAGUCAAUGAAAAGGCUGAUCAUUGACUGCCUGAAGUUCAAACGUGACGAGAGGCCCCUGUUUCCACAGAUCCUGGUGGCCAUUGAGCAGGUGCAAGACCUACUGCCAAAAAUCGAGCGAAGUCGCUCUGAGCCAUCGCUUCAUCGGGCCGUCCACGCUGAAGACCUGAAUCCUCUCCUGUUCCACACCACCAGGCUGAUGCCCCUCUAAACUCCUUGCAGCACUGGGCAGAGAGGCUGUCACCCUGUCCAAAGCCACAGCCUCCCUGUGCCUCAGAGAGGCUACAGUUGGCUGUCCUGACAGACCAUGACCCCCAACUCGCUCUCUGCCCCUGCAGAGGCCUGGAGCCGCACCACUCAGCACAAAACUCAGUAACAAACUGCAGAAAUAACCUUAACAUGUUGCUUAGUGAUAGUGUAUGUUUUUCCUUUUAUAAAAAUUGCUCAUUAAGUGAAAGAAUGGUCUAGAAAUAUGUUCAAAUGUCUUGAAUCAGGCCACCUGAGAAAAUUCAUCAAACUGGUUGACUUGCAUUGCCCAUUUUCACCAGUAAAAUAGUCUCACUUGGACCUUUGAGGAGCACUGUGAUCAUAGUCAAAAAUCUGCUGUGGCUGUAGGUUCAGGUCACCUGAUUAGCUUACAUACUUCAAAUGCUCAGUGGUCAUGCGCGCCUUUCAGUGCAAGGCAAUUUAAUUGGGGUUGGAGAUCUGAGAUGUGAAGCACUGAUUUUGAAUGCGGACUGGGUGCCUGUUUGAGAAUGACAGGACAUUUUGUCUCAAUGGGAACCUCCAGUAUUUACUUAAUAUUUCACUCAUAAAAUACAUCGAUGGGCAAGCAAAGUAUUCAACCACAACAACGAACCAAUGUAAGGAGGCAGAGGAAGAUAGCGCUCUAACAAUUAGAAGCCUAGAAUAAGUCAGCAACUUCAUACACUGAACUAUGGGGAGAGGUCUAGUAAAAAAUAUAAUGAAAAAUGGUUACCUUGCUGUAACUGUCGCUGCACAUACCAGUUGGAAGGCUUGGAAAACAGUAAAAUGGUGGAUCUUUGCAAAUCAAAAUGACCUUGUCUUUCAACACUUUAGAAUAGCUUAUAUCUCUUUUACACCAGGUUGAUGCUGAUGCCGGUGCCAGUAAAGAACUGGCUCCUUUUGAGAACUGGCCCACAUUUCAACAGGUUUGAGAACCAAACGUUAUUUAGUUCACACUCGAUACCAGUUGGUGGGAGUUCAUGCAGCAGUUCAUCAUUUGCCAGCCUUUCUGCUGCUACUUUCACUCAUGUUUUUCAAAAUGGGGAAGGUUUUCUUGUGGUAGCCCCUUAAAUAGCCACUAACAUCAGUGGUUCCAACUUUUGGACCAGCAAUUUUAUGGAGCUGUGUUGGUGCCAGCUUUUUGGCACUGGCACCAGACUUUUCUUAGUGGAAAUGUGUAGAGCUGGUUCUAAAUUCAGCACUGGCAGGUCAGUGGUGGAAAAGGGAAAUUAUAUUGAUAGAUAUUCUCAGCAGCACUCCAUUGUAUUUUAAAUCACCAAGCUCAUUUUGAACUGCACUUUCCAUUGAUGUUGCAAUGCACUAAUAAAAAGUCAAAUGCCAAGAGAGCAUUUGACCUAUGGAAGUUGAACAGCUGACCCAGCAGGACCAGAUAGAUCCAAAUCAACACAUGUGUCUGUUACCACACUGUUGUACAGGGGUAGAGGUAUGCAUUCUAACUUACUUUAUCCUCUAGUCUUAAACCUUAUUAAUUGGGAACAAUGUAACAUGCCAAGUUUAACUGGUUUCAGUAAUUUUCUUCAAAAUAUCUAAAAACCAAAAAACAGUAAUACUAUCCAUUCCUAAGUGUGCUAUCCAACAAAUUGAUUUCAUUUCUUUAUCUGACUCCACAGGAAUUUCUUUCAGCUUUUGUAAUAAGUUCAGCUUGAAUACAGGUAUAAUUCGUUAGGACCAAGUUGAAAUAUUACAAGUUUUCGAAGUGUUCCCACACAUUAUAUUUUUAGCAGUGCAGGGAAGACAUCACAUCAUAUAUAUCAUCACAGGGCUAUUAACACCCAUUAGAAUAUUAAAAUGUUGAUAAGAUUUUUACAAAAAUUCAGAUAGGGAUUCUCAGUAGACCACUACCUUGGUGUUGAUCGAUUCUGGAACUACUAACUGUUUCAUGUGUUUGUCUACCCUCAACGCAGUGACAAACACAUUUACAUAUGAGUCACACACCUUAACAUCUCUCAUCAGAGAACAGUGUCAAAUUGAAGGAACUCUCAAGAAACAUGGAACUCUAAAGGCUCUUUAUUUCAGAUUCCUUUUUACUGGUUUAAAAUCAGAACGCCAUCAUGCUUCAGAUAGCAGGAUUGCAGAUGACUUGGCUUUCACUUAGUUGUAGCCUAAUGAGGAAUUGACAGAUCUUAGUAAGAUACAGUGUUAAUGUAAAUGGUUAGUUUUAUUGCUGCUACAUUUAGUGACUUGCUGUUGAGUUUUUUCAUCUAGAAGAUGAGACUCACUUUGACCAGAGUCCACCUUAAUGGUCUCAAAUGUUGCACAAUGAAUUACUAUAUUUCACACAAUUAUGCCCCUACGCAUACGCAUACACACACAAAGUAGUACUAUGAUUGCUGAGGAUACACUGUGACUAACAUUGUAAAUGGUUGCUUUGGUUUGGAAACGCUGUUGGAAGUGUGAAUAAUGAUUUGCAGACACUAAUGGGCUUACCAAACUACAAAUUAAUUAGGCCAUACUACAUGUCUUCAGACCAUGCCUAAAGCAUGAAAAGGGGCUUUUACCUGUUAAGAAUGGCCACAGACAGAGGUAUAGCAUCAUAGCACCCUCCUAGCAGCAUCCCACUGCCUCCCUGAUCUUUCUCCAAGAAUUUUGGCCCUUCAGUCUUGUUGUGUUGAUAGUCUUUAGUGAGUCAGUGUGGCUUUUAUGAGAUUCAUUCGUAUGCAAACUUUGCAUGUUCACCUUGUGCUAGUAUAUUCUUUUUAAUGCUUAAUUAUUAAGAGUAAUUCAUGCGUAGAGGCAGUGUAUGCCAACCUGUUGUGUCACUGUUAUGGAAUGGGAAUCCAGAGCAUUUCCCUGUCCUCUGGGAGUGUUUUCGUGGCUUUCAAGUCUUGUCCAUCCAUACUCCACAUCUUUUCCUGCUCUCACCUCUAGAAAAGAAUCAACAAACCAAACAGUUACUUGUUUAUCAUGUUGUUCACAGUGUUAUCUUUGGGUUACGUCUAUCUAGUUUCUGUUGUCUUUUGACUAACCUGAUUAGUGGACUAGCAAGUGCGGCAGAAACUUCCAAUAACCUUCUAAUAAACAUCGAUGUAUAAUGGCAUUAGCUGAAAUGGUUAGAAUAAAAUGCCUUAUAAAUCUACUCUGAUCAGCCACAACAUUAAAUCUCAUAUUGUGUAGGAUCCCUUGUGCCGCUGACCUGUCAGGGUAUGGACAUGGUAUGGACCUUUGCGGGUAUCCUGUGGUGUCUGGCACUGGGACAAUGGCAGUGGAUCCUUUGCAUCAUGUGGAUUACUGCUUGGGGCUUCCAUGGAUUUGGCUUGUUCAAGUGCAUCCCACAGGUGCUUGAUCAGAUUGGGAUCUAGGGAGUUUGGGACAAUGCCUCAGGCUCUUUUUCAUGUACCUCAAGCUAUUUAGCAGUUUUUGCAGUGUGGUGGGUGCAUUGUCUUGCUGGGGGAAGCAGCUACUGUCAGGAAGUACUGUUGCCGGGGGGAGGUGUUAUUGGUCUGCAGCAAUGUUUAGGUGGGUAGUACAUGUCAAGUUAACAUCCAGAUGAAUACAAGGACAGGACGAGGUUUCCCAGCAGAACAAUGUAUUUUAACAAGCGGUUUCAAUGUUGUGGCUGAUCAGUGUAUAAGAUGAGGCCACAGCUGCAUGAGGACCUUCUUAAGAAAUGACAGGGGACCUGCAAUGUUGUGUGGUGCCUUUUGGCAUGGUUUUAUUUUUGAGGUCAGUGUCUCUGCUGUAUUAUGAGUAUGGGUUGACAAUGGGAAGGCCUCAGGAUUCAUCAUGUAGUGCUGAGGUUGUGGGAUAUGACUACCUGUGCCUCGUUGAUAGGGGUAUAGAUUUUUGUGAAACACUGCACCCAUUUAGAGAAAAAUGCAUCAUGGGAUUUAAGUUAUCACAGGGAAUAGGUAUUUGGGGACAGGCGGAUUCCUACCAUCCCAUGCACAAGCACUAUACACCAAUGAGGAACCAUCAAAAGUGUACAGGGAGGAUGGACUUUGCUAAAUAGUUUCUUCCAUCUGUGACACUAGUGGGGAGUACUGUAUUUCUUGAAAGUUUUUCUGUUGCUGGCCCUGGUCUACCGAUGUUAAUAAUUCCAGUUAGGCUUCAACAGAAUGUCUCGUGACAUCUGCUUUGUAUUCUCAGAUAUGCUUUCAGUGGAAAUUGACAUGCCUAAAGUCAUCAGAUGUUUAAAGAAAAAUAGAGGCCAUGCCUGUUCAGUCAAGAAGUUUUAAAAAAUUGAUACAGAACCUUUGGCUUCUCCAGUUGACAGUGUGCUAUCAGUGGCAUCAGCAGAGUAACGCAUUCAUGUUGAUUAAAGUUUCUGUCAAUAGAUUCACACCUGUUACUGUAUGCACAUGAGUGUGGCUGUCAGUAUAUUCACACUUGUGUGCUGUUGACCAGGAUCUAAUUCCAGUUGCUCAAGGAGACAUAGAUAGUACUCAGCCUAGUUAGGUUUCCAUCUAAUUUUUUUUAUGUUUAUCCUGGUUUUGGGUAGGCAAACAAUACAUAGAAGUACCAAUUUGGAUAAUGAUAAUUGUUUCUAUGGUUUUAUCAACAGUUCACCGAGUAGUAAUGGAAUUGAUGAUUGUUAGAUUGUUUUCUCAGCUGAUAAAAUUUCUGUUUUUGUUCAUAGAAGUUUGAUAUUGUUUGUCUAGUUUUCCAGUUUUAUCCAGCCUCUGGCCAUGGUAUCCAUUGAAACUCCAAUAAUCCCCAUUGCUGUUGCACAGCUAACAGUGCCUCUUUUUUGGCUUGAUUGUUCAGACACAGAUAGUGAGUUAAGGGCAAUACCUUCCUUCUGAUUAUUAGAACUCUGGAUUAUCAUAGACACAGACAUGGUUUUGUAGAUGUUUUAUAUUUCCAUUGCACUCUCCUGUGUGUUACCGGUCUUUUUCCUGGAUUUAAAAGUAACAAUUGAGGUAACUACUAUAUUUUUUGUUUAUAAAAAAGAAAAAGUAGCCAGUUGAGUGUCUGUCUGUCAUGGUUUUUAAUGUCACACUUGAGUGUAAAUGGACUAGCAGCAGCUGUGAGGGUCACGUCUGCUGGUGUUGACAGUUAUAUGGCUGUCAUCUUCUGUAUGUGAUGUAACUGAGCAUGAAGUGGAACAGAUCUUAAUAUUUGUGUUAGUCAUUAAUGAAAUGACAGCAAAUCAGACGUUUAACCCUUGAAAUUUUAAUGUUGUGAAACUAGGGGCUGGGAAUCCUAAAUAUUAUUUUGGUGGAUCAUGGUUAGGGGACAUUGGUUUUAUUAGCUGGGUUUGGGGUUGGCAUUUAUGAACCAGGGUUGGGAAAGACUCUCCUUCUGUCUUUCUCUUAUUUAUUGACAUCGAUUGAUUGAUAUUCUCAUCUGCAACCACAGCUCUUUUGAUGGAUUUUUAGAGCGAGAGAUCACUGUCAACAUUUAUAUCAUUGUGUCUCUAACAAGAAUGUUCUUUUGAGCAUGGUACUGUCUGAUCCUUCAAAUGACCUUUAUUCUGAUAUCGUUUACUGCAGCAGAAUUUGUAACAGCUAUACUUAUACACAUCUUGAGAACAAACUAGUUUGAGAACAAACUUUUUAACAACAGUUUUUUAAAUAGGGUUUCACUACGAUAGCAUUUAUUAAUGGCAACAAUAACAAAAUGAAAGUACCUUGUUAUUUUGGUGGUGUGAAUUGAAACUUGAGCCUGUUCUGUGAUAUCUAGUUAUAGUCUGUAAGUAUUUGAGUUGCCUAAGGCUGCUGAAUGGAACAAUCCUAUCUUCUCUAAACGAGCUGCUUUAUAUAACCUUUGAGCAAUAACAAGGACAGAAUGUCUUUUUAAAAUUUCCAUAAUGCUAGAUCAGGAAUGCUUUACAAUAACGUUGGACCAGGUUUCCUGUGAAUCAGUGAGUGCAACACCACUCAGAGGAACUUGCUGCAGUGGGGGACUCUUUAUUUGCCUGUUUAGUUUUUAGUGUGGACUGUCAAAGACAGACUGUGUUCAUCUGGUAUCAAAAGGACGGGGGAGGCCACAAUUACUGGAAAUCCCUUUUAAAAUGGACCUGAAUGGCUUCAUGACACAUACAAGAUACUGUGCUGCCUGGCUGCCUCUGGAGACUCUGGGGCACUCUGAGGGGAAAAACCUGUCUUAACACAGCUGUUUGUCUCAGAAGAGAAGAGGAUGAGAGCUGUAUCAGAGUAGUUUUGUGUGUGUGUGUGUGUGUGUGUGUGUGUGUGUGUGCGCGUGCGUGUGUGUCUUUGUCUUUUCAUAUCUGUAGGUGAAUUAUAAUACAUGUGUUUAUAGUUUAUGAGGUGUCAGGGUUGUUCAGUUUGCAAUAAAUGGUAUAUUCUGCUGUGUACAGUUACAUUUUUUAAUUACAAAAGUUUUACUUGUUUCUAUUUUUUGUGAUGGUUUCAAAAAGAGCAAAAUUAUUUUAAAGUGUAAAGGAAAUCUUAGUAUUUUUUUAGUGUUUUGUCUUAAAGUAUUGAUGCAGGAUUUAUUCUUUAAAUAAAUAAAUUCUUCUGUGUUA